UAUAAAAACGGAAAUAUAAACUUCCGCAAGGACAAUUUUAAAUAACUAAUAAUUUUAUGUUGAAUUCAUUUCGUGAUAACACAAUCAUUACAAACUCUUGCUGUAAGAAGAGAUAACAAAGAGGUCAAAUGUCUGGAUAUUCUUGGUUUAGUGAGACUAAUCCCCUCCUUAGUCAGGAAAUCAGAAGACGCAAGUUUCAAUCAAAACAAAUUGUGGCAGCCAUCUCGUGUGUGAUUUUGAUUGUAACUUUCACAGUUGUAGCAGUUUAUUUUGGAACAAGAAAUGAUAAAACAGUUGACCCAACUCCUCGGCCACGUCCACGACUUCCUAGUUAUGACCUACAGAAAGAUCAUUCAGAUAUAAUAUCAAUGUUUAGUGGAGCGAGAAAAAGACACUACAAAAAGAUAUGGACAGUUUUAGAUAAAAAGCCGUACCUAAUCAACGUUAUUCCCAUACAUGAAUCGUUCGCGCUUCUUCACUACGCCACACUACAAAAUAAUUCUAUGGCUGUCCACAAACUCGUCAACUAUACGUCAUGUGAUGUAAAGGUAAAGAGUGUUCCGAAUGCUAAGAACAAACACCAAGGAGGACAAAUACCAGAACAGUUGGCACUAAAUAAGAAUAUAAAAAAGUUUCUGCAUAAUUUCACUGAAAAAAUGAUGCAAAAACGAUUCGGAUCAAAACCAGUUUUCUUUACAACAAAAUCAAAGGGAGAGAAAUUUACCAAAUAUGGACCUCCUUUAUUACUAUUAACACUGAGUACCUUCAAGAGAACGUUUUUAGGAGAGGAAAAUAUUAGUCCUACAUUUACAAGUCUUCUCAAUUCCACUUUCCAAAGUACAUCUUAUAACUUAAAUAAUGUGUCCAAUAUAAUACUGGUCAAUCUCUAUGAUUUGGAUAACGGUACUGCAGACUUACUGAAUGUGACGUCAAAGACAGGUUUCUUUGCAAAUAUAGUGAAAUUAUAUACAAGUCGAACGCUAUACGUAAAUGUAAAUAGAGCACUUAAACGCGAAGCCCUGUUCGAUUAUAAAACUUACAGACCUCGAAGCAAUGCACUUCGUUUUGGUCCAUAUGCACUCAUGCUUCAAGCAGUCCUAAUGUACUGGACGGACUUAAAGCCAUACGAUGGAAUGACUUAUCGGGGAUUUAAAGUCAAUAUAACGCAUCCGUAUCACGUGAAAACGACGUUUGUGUAUUUGAAUUUUAUGGUAACAACAAAUAAUGAAACACGCGCUGUAGAAUAUGCUGGGGUACAUGGUAGUAUUUUUGUUAUCAGUAACAACCGUCAUUGCCAGUUACAGCCACGUGACAUAACAAGAUAUUCCUACUACCCAAACGACCGGAAAUAUCUGUAUCCAUCUGGUGCCGAGUUUGUUGUGACCGCUAACGACGGCCGUCAUAUAAACUUAUCUUGUAUUUAAACAUUUUCAAAAGUAUAAAUUCAAACAACAUGUUUGAAUGCAAGUUUUUUUUUUCCUUUUUUUAUGUAAAGGAGAAUUCGUGCUUUGAAAUAUUUCAGUAAAAUAUUAUUUAAACAACAAUUAGUGCUCCCCGAUUAGCACAUUUACCUGCUAUACCGUCCUAUCUUUAACUUCAAAAAUCCUUUUUUACACAAACACCCUACCCCACCCUCUUAUUUCUUUCCACUACCAUCAAAAAUAGGACACUGUACUUGUUUGAUAGAAGAUAAGAUAGGUAUAUACCGUUUCAAAAAAUUGUUAAAGCUAUUUUUGAAUAUCUACUUCUUUAGUCUUUAGAAUCUAGUGAAAUGUAAAAGACAAUGGGUUUUUUUUUCAAGAAAUUAUUUCAACAAACGCAAGGUAAAACUUGUUGAUGUCUUUAGAGAAAAUUGCAUUUUUCAAUCUUAUUCCGAUGCUAUCAUAUCAUUUCAUCUCAAAAUACACCAGUUAGUAAAUUAUUUUGAAAUAAAACCGAUCUAACAUUUCAAGAUCCUUAGUUGAUCGUUUUGAAAUCGUCUACUUCACAUUGUUUUGUUACUAUUCUAUCUCACAAAUAUAAACUGCAGGAUAACGAAGAACGAGCAGAAAAUAGCCCAAGGCCACCAAUAGGUCUUCAACACAGCGUGAAAAUCCCGCACCCGGAGGCGGGCUUCAGUUGGCCCCUAAACAAAAAUGUGUACUUCUUCAUCGAAAAUGGACGUCACAAUAAACUCCGAAACAUAUAAAUGAACCAAAAUUUUAAAAACAUACAAGACUAACAAAGGCCAGAGGCUCCUGACUUUGGACAGGUGCAAAAAUGCGGCGAAAUUAAACAUGUUUUGUGAUAUCUCAACCCUCCCCUAUACCUCUAGCCAAACACACAGCAAUACGCACAGUAAAACUCAGUUUAAAAGAAGUACUCCGAGUUAGAAUAGUUAACAGAAGAAAGUAAGCAAAAGGACAAUGAUACAUUAAUUAACAAAGGACUACUAGCAGUUACUGACAUGCCAGCUCCAGACCUUAAUUAAACUGAUUGUAAGAUUAUGUCUUCAUCAUAUGAAAAUCAAGCACAAUCCCUCCCGUUAGGGGUUUAGUAUCAUACCAUCAUGAAAUAUACGAGAAGAACAUAACCCGUAUCAUGCCAACAAAAAGUCGACUUUUAAAAAUGAAAAAUUAAUAUAUGUUAUACAAAAUACAUAACAAGCAUGGACCAUUGUCAAAUUGAUUUUAAAAUGUAGAGAUUAAAACAAAACAUUAAUAAAAGAUGUGUAGUUAAACAUGGGUGCAAUUUAGAUACUCCCCAUUACAGAAUCGUGGAUCGUUUGGAGGUUGUUUCAAACUCAUUUUUCUAUGAUUCAGAAUGGAUUCAAAAUCAGAUUUGUGGAACUACUAGUAUAUAGUAAUAAGGACACAUCUGCAAAAUAAAUACGUACGGAAUGGAAACUUUUGCAUCUCCCUUAUUUACAAUGUGUUGACAUUGAUAUGGUCAGCUAAAACAGAUUUUUACCAAUUGCGUCAUAAGUGAUGUAUUUGUGACGACUUAAAUGUGGGAGAAUUUCGUGAUUUUUCUGAACAAAUAACAGUGGCGCCACCCUUCGCCCACAAAUAUUUUUGCUGAUAUAUUCUUUAUAUACCAUAUUCUUUAUUUUUCAACUAAAUUUUCAAUGGGCGAAGAUUAGCGCCACAUAAAAAAUUAUGAAAAAAGGUCGAAAAAAUGGACAAAUUUCUAGAAAAAUAGACGAAAAUUCCUAUUUCAGACUAAUAUUAUUUAUAAAUAUGAAGCAGAUAUACUAUUUUUCUUAUUAUACUUUCAAAUAUGAUACAUUUAGCAACAAAUUCAAAUAAGCAUUACUAAAAUAAUUCAAGUUAAAAAAAAAAUUUAAUACAGGGCCGUUUAGAGGGGUUUCUCGCUCUACUCCUAUAUACUCCGCGUAUAUCAUGUUAAAUAUCAUACAACUACUUAGUAAUUUGAAAAGAAACAUUAUGGUUCAAGAUUUGUCUGCUAAAGAAAAGACGAUCAUUAUACCCAAUCCAUUAAUACCAUCACAAGUAAAUAAAUUGAGGUCUUGCAUGAUAAGUCAAUAACACUGAGAAAGGGGGACUCUGGACUAUGUAUAUUAUGUGUGUGUGUGAAUUUUCAUUUAUAUUAUGUACUUAUUUUGUACUUGUCACAAACUUACUGUUUAAAGUUAUAUUACAAAAGCAUGUAAAUUUUAAUUCGAUUAUAAUUUAUUUUUGUACUUUAAAUAAAAUUUCAUUUAGUUUUUCA
Mytilus californianus (California mussel) is the source of this 3711-nucleotide messenger RNA. RefSeq lists its product as uncharacterized. Gene Ontology annotation, molecular function: NAD+-protein-arginine ADP-ribosyltransferase activity. The record is from RefSeq and is a predicted model, not a curated record. Lineage: Eukaryota; Metazoa; Mollusca; Bivalvia; Mytilida; Mytilidae. The coding region runs from base 129 to 1424 and encodes 431 amino acids. The transcript has 3 exons.